GAUAUUGAUACCAAAGGAAUAAAUUGAUACCGUUUUCCAUUUCUCAUCCCAGUGUGCGAUCAGAAAUAGGGAUGUUCAUUCCAAUAGUAUUUUUCUUAUUUUUGUUGGGGUAUGAUUAUGCUGAAGGUUCGCAGUGUCCAGUACGGAUGCGAUGCGCGCUGCGUCUAACUUACGGAGGAUCUGGUGGAUCUUUACUGGCAGUCCACAGCACCGAAUCAAAAAUAUCAGUAAUUGUCGACUCCGAAAAUGAUAUGUCACUCCUAACAGACGGCCAUUCAGGCUUUCAAUUUAUUUACAAACAUCGAGAAAACAAGGGGAUACAGAUCAAAAUGCUCCCAGGGCACUCUUGGAGUGCCCAAAGUAACAUGCUGCAGUAUAUUGAAUCUCUAAGGAGCCUGACUCACAUCAGAAUAACGCAGCAGGUGAAAAUUCAAGAAUUUAUCAUCAACUCCCCGCCGGACAAUAUAAUAGACGCCCAUAUCAAUAUUAUCAAGAUUUUGCAACCAGAAAUGUUCGAUUAUGUUAAAAUCAGAAAAAUUGGAGGUUUCUCGAUUCUGAUCAAUUUAAUCAAAGAAAUGAGCAAACUGAAGAGAGAAGUACUUCGCGAGAUCAUCGACUCAAAAAUGAAAAUGAAAACCUUCGUCAUUGCUGGAGGGUUCAUGAACGUUGUCUCUACAUUCCGUGGUAUAAGUGUUCUCAUCAAGGAAACAUCUGGACAGAUGGGGAGGAUUAUCAUAAGAAAUCCUAAUUUCGACCUGGGACCUCUAUUCAUAUCUGAUAGCGGAAGCGAAUCUCUUGCCAUCAUUGUUGAACAAAUCAAUGAACCAAAUUCGCCGGUUUUCCAAAUCGUCAAGAAUCCCCCUACGGUCUACAAAAUUGUCAGAGAAUUCGGCGGUGGUAUAUACAGUGGUACGAGAGGAAUUGAGACACUUGUAUAUCAUUUGAUAUUCUUCUUGAAUAAACAGAUUACGAUGGAAGCCUUCAUCGAUGUGGUGAUACAAGUAACUGCUUCGUUCAAACAAAUAAAUUACGAAACAAUCAUCCAUAAGAUUGAUUACAUAGAAAGGAUUCUGAAGAAAAAAAUGGCACCUGCGUUUUCAUACGAAAUAUUGCAUAAAUUUGAAAUAUUCAAACAAAACAAACUAGUGAUAGAGCAAGUCAAUAUUCCUUAUAUCGUAAAGCUAUUCUUGAAGGGAGGAGAACCAAAGAUCAAGUCCGCCAUAAACUUGUUGUUUGCUUUGAGAACUGACUACUUGAACAGUUUAACAACACUUCUCCUCAGAUUAACAUUCUUCACCCUUACUGAACAGGGUGUAUAUUUCUCUGUUGGACUAUUCCCGAAACUAAAAACAUUGAUUAAUUUCAAUUCCAAAGAAAGUAUUAUUGUACAAAUAGUUCGUAAUAUAAACCCUGCUAUUCUACAGGGCGGAAUAGACUUGACUACAAUUCGCAGAAUUCCUAUAAUUGGACAAAUAUACACCGGAAUCAUAGGUAGUAUGACAGUACAUAAGGAACAAAGAGAUGUAUGGAUGAAAAUGUUGGUGAAACAGGAAGCUUUCACCCAAAUAUUCUCCUGGAUUAAAUUUGGUGCCGGAAUUCAAGGAGGACAAGAACCACGAGGCUGCAUCCACGAUAUGGGCCUCUGGGCUUUGGCUAGUACCAGUGGAUGUGUAUUUUAUGAUUAACUUUGACGUUAUUGUCAGAUUGUCGAUUUAGAAUUGAUCACUGUUUUUAUUUUUUGGAAAAAUUAAAUGUUUUCCUUGACUAA
Molecule: messenger RNA, 1768 nt
Organism: Coccinella septempunctata (seven-spotted ladybird)
Lineage: Eukaryota; Metazoa; Arthropoda; Insecta; Coleoptera; Coccinellidae
Exons: 3
Coding region: 72-1685 (537 amino acids)
Source: RefSeq, a predicted model, not a curated record